Molecule: messenger RNA, 6382 nt
Organism: Chelonia mydas (Green sea turtle)
Lineage: Eukaryota; Metazoa; Chordata; Testudines; Cheloniidae
Gene: SUSD5
Product: sushi domain containing 5
Exons: 5
Coding region: 909-2768 (619 amino acids)
Biological process (GO): cell adhesion; Notch signaling pathway
Molecular function (GO): hyaluronic acid binding
Source: RefSeq, a predicted model, not a curated record
GCAAUCUUCCCACACAAACCUCUGUGCGUGGCCUUCAUUCCCGAGCGGCCCUAACCCGUUAGUCUGUGCACAGCUAGCUGACAUACUUCUAUCUUGAUCUGCAGCCCUCACCCCAACCUCCCCUCCAGACCUCCAGCGAAUGCACCUGGCUCCUGACCUGCACUAGCCUCUGCUCUGCCCUUUCAGUCCUGGGUUCCCACACAAUUUAAUCAAUUCACCUCAGCCUGACCUGCAGCAUCCCUCCUGCUAUUCCAGCCCUAGGAAUCCACGCUGCUCAGCCCAGGCACUCAGCCCUGACAACAGCACCCCUUGCUAUCCCAGACCUGGACCUCUUCUGAGCUGAGGCUGCCAGACCGCGUGGUGAUGAUUAUGCGGUGCCGACCACACAAUCUCCAUACACUUGAACCCAAAUCUCCAGAGAUGAAAGGCCCCUCCGUGAACUCACCACUCACAGCACCACCCGCUAUCUAACUCCCCUUUUCCUUUCAGGCAGGGAUUUCGCCUGCUUGAUGCUUGCAGCUUCCCCCUUUCUCUCCCUCUGGGCUUUUAUAUUUCUUCCACUCUGACCCAUUAAGUAUUUACUGACAGCGCCAUGUGACUUUUAACACCGGUCCUCCAUGUGCACUGCCCUGCAGAAUUGGGCCAGAUAAAACCGCUCCCCAAACCCAGCUGGCGGGACAUUUUCCUCCCCCUCCACUCUCUCACUGUAGCAGCCAAGCGAAGGAUUCCUCUUUCUUUCCCUCUUUCUUUUCCCAUCCCUCCCUCCUUUCGUGCAAGCCCAAGACGCAGGAUCCAGCCGAGGGAAAGUGCUCAUUGAAAUCAUCACCACCACCGAUCCUGAGACUGAGGCUCAUAGAGGAAAUAAAAUCCCUUUAUAGCCAACCUCCUGCGGCUGAGGACUUAAUAGCAUGGCAAUGGCUCCAGGCUCUAAGAGAUUCACACUCACCUUUGUCCAGUACAUGGGAUCCGUCUGUUUCCUCCUCCAGAUCGUCUCUGUUGAGGCUGAUGGGAAGUUGUUCACAGUUGAAUCCAGAAACAGCUCUCAGGGUCUGGACCUAACCGCAGCUCAGAAAUUGUGUGCUGACCUGGCCGCUCGCUUAGCCACUGCAGAGGAACUGAGACGGGCUGUAGUGGACUGUUCUUUUGCCGCAUGCACCAGAGGUUGGCUGGCCGACGGUACCAUUGGGACAAUGGUGUGCAGUAAGACAGGCAGCAACCAGCAGAGUGUGAAAGCUAUCGAUGUUAACAUUGAAAAUGAUCCCUCUCCAGGUGGCAGAUACAAUGCACUUUGUGUGAAGGAUCAAGACAAACCAUGUGGAGACCCCCCAUCCUUUCCUCACACGAUCCUGCAUGGUCACACUGGGUUUGAAAUGGGGGAUGAGCUGCUUUAUGUUUGUGCUCAGGGCUACGUCAUGGGCAACAAAGAGGCUGCUUUUACGCUGCUCUGUGACAGCUGUGGGGAAUGGUAUGGGCAAGUUCAGGCCUGUGUCAAAGAUGAAACUGAGGCACACAUUGACUAUGAAGAUAAUUUUCCCGACGACAGAUCGAUGCCUGUGGCUGAGCAUGAGGAAGAGCAUGGCGAAGAGGAAGGGGUGGAGGAACAAGAGCAGGAGUUUUCCCACCCUAAAGAUACAGAGGCAGAAAGAGUUGGAAGCAGCAAAGAUGUUACUCAGGAUAUAGAUUCUACUGAGAAAGGAAGCAAGGCAUCAACUGAAUCACCUGUGUCACUGCUGAGCCAAAAACACUUGUUUUGGUUCCCUGCAGAGUCUUUCAAUGAGCCUGAAUCUGACAAAGACACAAACGAUGCCACUAAAACACAAUUUUCUGAUGGCAACAACCACAUUGGAGUGAAAACCAUCUAUAAUGAACCAGGCAACAAAAUGAUUUAUGACAGCAAGGAUUUCCCCAUUGGACCUGUUCUUGUGAACAAUGAUACAAAGGCAAUGAAAGAUACAGUCACCAAUACUGAUGAAUCCUGGUUAGAUGGUUACCCUGUAACUCAGGAAGCAGUGGAGGAUGACGAAGAGGAGGAUAAGGUUGAUGGAUCGAUGGGAACAGAAGAUGACAUUAUCCUUACAACUGAUCAACCAAACCAUGUUGAAGUUAGAAAAGCAGGCAACAGUAAUCCAGCUCCAGACAAGGACUUAACACAGAUCAUGGCAGCCCCAACAAGGAUACGUGAUUAUGGGAUCAAAGAAGUACCAUUAGUACUAACACCAACAAGUGCUCCCGAGAACGUGAGUGCUAGCAAGGGCUCUGAGGAUGUGAUCAGGUAUCACCCAACUACAUCUUUGGGAUUUGUGACUCAGGAGUCUACUACAACAACUACACAGCAUGACCACCCCACCUUGAAAACUGCUACAUUGAAAACCUCUACAACGGUCAGUCCCAUUGACCACAUUCCAUAUCCAGAGGCAGAAAAAACAACAGCGUACCCAACACAAGCAGCAACCACUACACCAACUCGGGAUGUCUUUUCUGACUCAUUGUCUAAUGAAUUACUUGAGCAAGAAAAUCUCACUUAUGGCACAGGAGAAAAACUUCUCCCCACUUCUGAACCUUGUGUAGGAGAGGAUUGUCCUAGCCCAAGUAAAGGUCCCAUGAUAGCUAUCACUGUGAUUGUUCUAUGUUUAUUACUGUUUGCAUCUAUACUGGCAGUGUGGUGUUUCAAAAAACGGCAACAGAAGAGUUCUGUAUAUAAAUUGAAUGGAAAAGGUCAGGCUAGACAUCCCCAUCACCACCAGCAGAUUGAAAUGCAGAAAGUCUAACCUGCUACCUGUUUUUGGGCAGACACUACAAAGCAAGAAAAAAAGUCACACGAAUGGUGGACACUAAAAUCCAUCAGUGCAGGAAACAGGGGGCAAAAAAAAAAAAACCAAACAAAAAAACCUGUGUGGGACAGAAGGAAGUUCAGCUGUUUGAAAUAACAACUUAAUAUAUCUUGACAUUUCAGUGUUAAAGAAACUGUACAUUUUUACCACAAGGGUCUUUUUGGAGAUCUCAGCAAAAAAGAAUGUGUUUGGUAGCGCAACUGGAGAUCAUUCAACAUUUACAUUUUGCUCGUAUUAAUUAAUAAAAGCAAAUUCUUUGUCUAUGACAUUGUCUGGUUACAAACCAAUGGUGGGACUGGUCAGACCUUUCUGCUUUACUCUCAAUGAAACAAAAGAGAUGGGGGUCAAAAGUCUCUCUUUGAGCUACCACAUAUGUUGACAUUUGUUAUUUCUUUUAGAACUAACCAAAUUUGUCAGGGUAGACCAAAACCAAUGAUUACAUGGCUUAUCAUGUGAGGAAAAAUAUUUGGUACAGUAUGUUAAUGUAAUGGGUGAUAUUGCAUUUGGAGAGAUGAUCACUAAGGUACUUUUCUUCAGUGUUGUGAAAUUUUCUUGAAGCACAUUAACCAAACAUGUAGGACAUUAGGAUACUUUGGGGUUGGGGGGUGUUGUUUUAACCUUAGGAAAGAAGUGCCUUUUUUUAUAUUAAUCUUUUUUUUGUGGAAGUAAUGCUUUCUCACUGGAAUUGAGAUAAUACAAAUACUAGAAAACUCCAUUCUUCCUUUAAAAUAAGUAAACACUGUGAUAAUCAUUGCACUCCUCCUUUCAGGUGUUAUGAGUAGCCCCUUACUCAUCAAGGAGUCAGACAGGAAUAAAGCCCUUGGCAGGAAAAUACAUCAAAAGUAAUUUGUUCUUCUGAGGAACAGUGCUUUAAGACCAACUGAUCCAGAUGUUGAAUUUAAAUACACAGUCUAUAACGUAUGAAUUAAAAACGUUAUGUAAAAUAUAUUUGCCACAUUAUUCUAUGGGAUGACUGAAGUACACUUGUAUAUUCAAAUAUGUUAAAAAAAAAAAAAAAGAUCUUGGGGUCAUCACGGAUGGUCCUCUGAAAAACUUCUGUUCAAUGUGCAGCAGCAGUCAAAAAAGCUAACAAUAUUAGGUACCAUUAGGAAAGGGAUAGAUAAUAAGACAGAAAAAUAAUGUCAUGAUAUAAAUCUAUGGUACUCCAAUACCUAGAAUACUGUGUGCAGUUCUAGGCACCCCAUCUCAAAAAAAAUAUUACAAUUGGAAAAAGCAUGGAGAAGGGCAACAAAAAUUAUUAGGAGUAUGGAACAACUUCCAGAUGAGGAGAGAUUAAAAAGACGAGGACUAGUCAUCUUAGAAAAGAGAGGAGUAAGGUGGGAGAUGUUAGAGGUCUAUAAAAUCCUGAAUGGUGUGGAGAAAGUAAGUGUUAUUUACCCCCUUUAUAUAACACGAAAACCAGGGAUCUCCCAAUGAAAUUACGAGACAGCAGAGUACUUCUUUGCACAAUGCACAGUCAACCUAUGGAACUCAUUGCUAGGUGAUACUGUGGAGACCAAAAGAAUAACUGUUCAACAAAGAAUGAGAUAAGUUCAUGGAGAAAAGGUCCAUCAGUGGCUAUUAGCCAAGAUGGUCAGGGAGGCAACCCUGUGCUUUAGGUGUCCCUAAACCCCUGACUGCCGGUAGCUAGGACUGGACAAUUCAAUAAUUGCCCUGUUCUGUUCAUUCCCUCUGAAGUAUCCAGCACUGGCCACUGACAGAAGACAGAAUGCUGGGCUAGACGGACCACUGGUCUGACCCAGUAUGGCCAUUCUUAUGCUUUUAUUCUCUGAUGAACUGAAGGGGAGUAGAAAGUGGUCAAAGAGAUUAUGUGGAACAGUGGGAGAUACAUACGUUCAUAAAAACUGCUUAUUUUGGUUUGAAGUAUAAAAACAAACCUAGGCAAGAAAGACCUUGCCUAAUUGUUACAAUGAAAACUCUUGCCUUUUAGAUUCAAUGUUGUUUCAGUUAUUGCAAACAUGGAGGCUCUUCCAACAUAACAUCCUAUUUAGAAUUGUUAAGAAUAAAUAUGGGAGUGAGGGAGAUAGAAUAUGGUUUCUAUCAUCCCUGGAAUAAUUUUGCUUAUUUAGGAAUGAAAAAAUCUUACUGUUUGUUCUUACUUGUCCUAAUGACAAAAGUAGUACUCGUAACUAUGAAUAAUCUGCAGGUCACAAAUGAGCUUGUCUUCUACUCCCUACAGUGCAGUCUCAGCCAAAAUACUCAAGUUAUUCAAUAGAUCAAAGCAUGAAGAAAAAGGGGGGAAAACGGUGAAAUAUUGAAAGAUUAAUCAGUGGAGAUCAUAUAGGACCAAAUUCUGUCUUCAGUUACAGUGGUGUAUAUUCUGAGUAAUUUUGGCCCCAUCUUGGGUAAUUCAACCCCUAUAUACUGGUAACAAAAAUUAAAAACAGGAUUUUAAAAAUAUAGCUACACAUUUUGUGAAAGAAUAUGACUUUAUAGAGAGCAAGAGGAGUUGAGUAUUGUUGCCUGGAUAUAGACAGCAAGAACAGAAACUGUGUAAAUAGUGUGUUUCCUGUUAUACUGCAUGAUUUUAAUGUGUUCUAGAAUAUGAAAUAACCUAGGAUUACAGUUGUAAAAUAUUUUUAUGAGGUAACUUUUUUUAAACAAUGGAUUUAGCACUAAGUAACUUUAUGGAGUCUGUUAACUCAACUAAAACAUACUGUGUUAUCUGUGUGGAAAUAUACUGCAAAAUAAAUGCAAAAAACAUACAUUUUUAAACUUUUUUUAAUCUUAAAUUACCAAAUCAGUGUUACAGUUUUGCAUAGUGUUAUUUGAAUGAAGUACAGCUCAACAAGCUAAGUAAACAAAGUCAAUACUGUUAGUGUCAGGAAACGUACAUGAUGUAAAAAUCAUACACAAAUAAAGUUACAAACGUAAACUGCAUGGGGCUCUUGUGAGACUCUCAGAUGCUUGUUAUUCAUGACAAGGAACAAAAUGUACAUUAACAUAGUACUCUGAGGUAUCUACAAACGCAGGGAGGAGAAGGGUGGCAGUGUGUGGUGUUGUUCAAAUAACUGACUAAACAAAUUUGUUUGUAGAGGAAAUACUGGUCUAUCUAUCAGGGAUUUCUUGGAGCAGAUAUUUUGAUAUUAGAAUUAGUCAAAAAGUGUUAAGUCCAGGUCAUCAGCCCGAUUCCAUUCAGCAGAAUGGCUUUUCCUCCUGAAAUUUACAUCCUGAACUAGAAUGCUGUUUGCACUUGUGGGUACUUAAUUACCAGAGAGACACUGACCAAAAUAAUGGGGGGCGGGGGGUAGGGGAAGGGGAGGAGAAGGGGAAAUCAAACUCUCCUCUCAUGUGUAGCUUGGCUGAUCAACUAAGGCAGGGUGUGGAGAGCAUAAUAAAUACAAAUACUGGAAGGAUGAAAAGGCAAAAGUGAGGGGAAGAAUUACUUAGCAUAGUAAAAGUGUAUAACUAGCAGCAAUGGGCUGAAAUUAAGACAGGGAAAAUUGAGGUGGAAUAUCAGGAAAAACAAUGACAGUGAUAUCUGGUAGCUGGCAGAGCAAUCUGUCUUCAUAUGUGACCAUUGCUGUAGU